GCGUGGCGAUGUGGGCAUGUCCCAAGUCUGCAGACUUUACAAAGAGCUUCAGCCGCUUUAAAGUCUCGUAGUGAGCGAAGCGCGCUUUGUUUGAUGAUGAACCUCGGACCUGUUGGACACUUUGUCCCGCUCGUCUGCCUCCUGCUGUCCCCGCUGACCGCGCGGUCGGAACUGGACGUCGAUGACGUCAUUCCAGGGCUGCUUUCCUCAGAGGACGGUGUGCGCGCGCCGCGGCUCCGCGGCCAGCGCUCCGUGGACGUGGCGUGGACGUCGCACCGUGACGCCGACAGCAUGAUGGUUACUCUGUCCGCCUUUGGACGGGAGUUCCUCUUAAACCUGACUCGGGACCACACGUUCCUGUCCGAGGACUUCGUGGUGGAGGAGAGACACCGGGACCAACGCGCCGCCGUUUCUCGUCUGUCCACGGAACAGCUCUGCUUCUACUCGGGCUCCAUCGUCAACCGCAGCGACUCCGUGGCCUCCCUGAGCACCUGCAGAGGACUGACUGGACUCGUCCAAAUCGGGGAGGACAGCCUGUUCAUUCAGCCGCUGCACACAAACAGCUCGUCUCACACUUUCGUGGGCCUGAAACAUCAGUUGGUGCGACGCAGACGAUCUGCUCCAAGUCCCAAGCCUGGACCGGCCGACUUCUGUGGUACUGAACAAGGGAAGAAGAAGGAGAAGUUGUCCAAAGUGGAAGAGGACAAUCGUGGAAAGAGAAACACCAUUCUUCAAAAUGAAGUGUACACCAUGGAGACGGUGGUCGUGGCAGACUCUGACAUGGUGCAGUAUCACGGUGCUGAGGCGGCUCAGCGCUUCCUGUUGACCGUCAUGAACAUGGUCUACAACAUGUUCCAUCACCAGAGCUUGGGAGUCAAAGUCAACAUUCGCGUCACCAAGCUGGUUUUGCUUCACAGUCGCCCUGAAAAGCUAAAAGUGGGCCAUCAUGGGGAGAAGUCUUUGGAAAGCUUCUGUCAGUGGCAGUAUCAAGAGUUUGGAGGGCCACGGUAUGUUGGAACCAACCAUGUUCCUGGCGGAAGAGAUGACAUCCCACCAGUGGAUACUGCAGUGUUGGUCACGAGGACUGAUUUCUGUGUUCAUAAGGACGAACCCUGUGAUACUGUGGGUAUCGCAUAUCUGGGUGGUGUUUGCAGUCCCAAGCGGAAGUGUGUUCUCACAGAGGACAAUGGACUCAACUUGGCUUUCACCAUUGCUCAUGAGCUGGGACACAACAUGGGGAUGAGCCACGAUGAUGACCACGCCACCUGCAGUGGACACUCUCACAUCAUGUCGGGUGAGUGGGUGAAGGGGCGGAGCCCCGGCGACCUCUCGUGGUCUUCCUGCAGUCGUGACGACCUGGACAGUUUCCUAAGAUCCAAAGCCAGUAGCUGUCUGUUGCACACAGACCCCAGCAGGCGGUACCAGGUCCGCCUGUCCCCCAAGCUGCCGGGCAUGCACUACAGCGCGGAUGAACAGUGCCAGAUCCUCUUUGGAACCAAUGCCACCUUCUGCAACAACAUGGAGAAUUUCAUGUGCGCUGGCCUCUGGUGUUUGAUACAAGGAGACGCAGUGUGUAAGACCAAAUUGGAUCCACCUCUGGAUGGGACCGAGUGUGGAGCUGACAAGUGGUGUCGUGCAGGUGAGUGUGUCAGCAAGGCCCCCAUUCCUCAGCACGUGGAUGGCGACUGGAGUCUAUGGAGCCAGUGGAGCAUGUGCAGCCGGACCUGUGGAACCGGAGUCCAGUUCAGACAGAGGAAAUGCGACAACCCUCCACCGGGUCCGGGUGGUCGAAACUGCCAGAAAGCCAGUGUGGAACACAAGGCCUGUGAGGGUUCCCCGUGUCCUAAAGGAGCUCCCAGCUUCAGAGACCUGCAGUGUCUGUCGUAUGACCGCCACGGCAGCAAGAAUAAGGGCAGCAUGUUGACUGCUGUUGUCAAUGAUGAGAAGCCGUGUGUGUUGUUCUGCAGCCCAGUGGGUCGAGAUGUUGCAGUUCUGAUGGCUGACAGAGUGAUGGACGGGACACCGUGUGGACCGUAUGACAGUGACCUGUGUGUUAACGGGAAGUGUCAGAAAAUUGGCUGUGAUGGGAUCAUUGGCUCUACAGCAAAGGAAGACCGCUGUGGUGUUUGCAGUGGAGAUGGGCGCUCCUGCAGGAUUGUGAGGGGAGAUUUCAACCACACCAAGGGAAUGGGCUACAUCGAGGCUGCAGUCAUCCCGGCAGGCGCCAGGAGGAUCAAAGUUGUAGAGGACAAACCUUCCCACAGCUUUCUUGCCUUGAAAGACUCCAGCAAGAGGUCCAUCAACAGUGACUGGAAAAUUGAGCUGCCAGGAGAGUUUGAGCUGGCUGGGACCACGGUGCGCUAUGUGCGGAGGGGAUUGUGGGAGAAGAUGUCUGCCAAAGGACCCACUAAAACCCCCCUGCACCUGAUGGUGCUGCUCUUUCAUGAUCAGAGCUAUGGCAUCCAUUAUGAGUACACGGUGUCUUUGAAUGCCACUCAGAACACGAGCAGUGAGGAGCAGAAGGAAUCCGAGGCGCUGUACAUCUGGACGCACAGCGGCUGGCAGGACUGCACGGUCCAAUGUGGAGGAGGUGAGAGGAAGACCAUGGUCUCCUGUAUGAAGAUCGCCAAUAAGACCAUGGAAGUGGUCAACGACAGCUUCUGUCAUCCAGAAAACCGGCCACAGCCCAAAGUACGAACCUGCAACUCCCACAACUGCCAGUACUGGUGGGUGGCCGGCGAGUGGGGUAGCUGCUCAGUCACCUGUGGGAAAGGAGUCCAGCACAGGGAGGUGGUCUGUGUCUACCAACUCCAAAACGGCUCCAUCAUCCACACCAGAGACCUGUACUGUCACCAAGCCAAACCUGCAGUCCUGCAGGGCUGCGAGGGGCACCUCUGCCUUACCAUGUGGGAGGCGUCUGAAUGGUCUGAGUGUUCAGUGGAUUGUGGUCACGGUGUUCGCACACGGACCGUGUCUUGCACCAACCCGCAGGGAUUAUGUGACCCUCUGUCCCAGCCUACCGAGGUGGAGCCCUGCGAGGACUAUUCCAAAUGUUACGAGUGGAAGACUGGAGACUGGUCAAAGUGCUCAUCAUCCUGUGGGCGGGGCCUGCAGUCCAGAGUCGUUCAGUGUAUGCACAAAGUGAAUGGUCGCCAUGGUAAUAACUGUCUCGUGACGCUGAGACCACUGACCUACCGACCCUGUCACCAUGGUACCUGCAACGAGAAAAUCAACGUAAACACCAUCACUUCACCCAGACUCGCUGCUCUGACCUACAAAUGUCUGGGGGACCAGUGGACAGUUUACUGCCGUGUGAUCCGACGGAAGAAUCUGUGCCAGGACAUGAGGUGGUACCAGCGCUGCUGCCAAACCUGUAGGGAUUUCUACGCUAAGAAAGUACCACACAACAGCUAAUGACCAAACCAUUGACCUUCCCCACAAAGUGCUCUUAAAAGUUUUUAAAUGCUUAAUGUUAAUGCUGGAACUUUAUAUUUACAAAAGAAAAUGUACAUUUAAAAAAAGAAGUGUACAUUUAAAAGUAGGCUUCCAGUUGUACUCAAGACUUGAAAAUGUUCAUCGUUCUUUUGCUGUACACCAAAGAAGAAGAAUGGGCGCUCUAUUAAAAAGCACUCUGCAAUUUGUUUUAAUUAUUGCAUAGAGGUAUGGACAAUAAUUGCCAAAGUAUUGGAACAGUGAGGACAAUUUAGCAAUUUCUGCUAAACACUGAAGAUGUUUGGGUUUGAGAUAAAAUAAUUAACAUAAGAAGACUGUUUAGAAUGUCCACUUUUAUUCACUGGUUUUUACAGCCGUCUUUAUGAAUUCAACA
Molecule: messenger RNA, 3826 nt
Organism: Thalassophryne amazonica
Lineage: Eukaryota; Metazoa; Chordata; Actinopteri; Batrachoidiformes; Batrachoididae
Gene: adamts17
Product: ADAM metallopeptidase with thrombospondin type 1 motif, 17
Exons: 23
Coding region: 94-3414 (1106 amino acids)
Biological process (GO): extracellular matrix organization; proteolysis
Cellular component (GO): extracellular matrix
Molecular function (GO): metalloendopeptidase activity
Source: RefSeq, a predicted model, not a curated record